AUGACUUCCAGAGGUCUAAGAGAAGAGAAAAUGGAGCAGUUCCUCUUUGCUUAUGCAAAGAGUGAAGAUAGAUUCGACGAUAAGGACGACAGCAUCGCAGAUCCUGAUUUUGUUCUGGAUUUGGAAGUACCAAUGGAAGUCAAUGAUUUUGAAGAGGUUGAUGGAAUGGAAAUUGACACCAUUAUUAAAAGUAUUGAGAAUUCCAGUAGUACUUCCCAACUACCAGCUCCUUCUGAAACCUUACCUCAGCCAGGACCAUCCUUUAAUCCUAGACCAUCAGGACGUGACGAAGAUUUGCCAACAGAAUUUCUAGAACUUUAUAGUCCAGUACAGUUCUUAUUUAAAAUAUUUUCCAAGGAACUUUUUGAAGAAAUUGCAAGCCAAACUAGUCUCUACAUUGUGCAGAAAGAUACUACCAUACCAUUUCGCGUCACAAGGACUGAUAUCCAGCAAUUUAUUGGUCUGGUUUUCAUUCAUGUCAUUAGUACAUCUUCCAAGAGUAACGAAUCAUUGAAGUGGUGGGUAAGGAACACCUAUAUGAAAGACACAAUGCCUGUAAACAAAAUCGAAAACAUCAUACGAUUUAUUUACUUCAACGACAACUCGGAAAGGUUCCACGAUCAUGUGAACCACGACUGUCUCUAUAAGAUCAGGCCAGUUGUAACAACUAUGAAGCAAAAGAUAAUAGGUUCGGAUAUUUUACCAUUUUCUGUACCUUACCAUGACCAAUGCCUGGUUCCUAUACCAAAGGGUUCA
This is a messenger RNA of Brenthis ino (lesser marbled fritillary), 756 nucleotides long. The record is from the annotation of a GenBank genome assembly. NCBI's taxonomy places the organism in Eukaryota, Metazoa, Arthropoda, Insecta, Lepidoptera, Nymphalidae.